AUGGCUCCGCCCCCGGCGCCUGGCGCCCGUGGAUGGCACAGUGCUGGCCGGGAGAACGACGACGGCUGGGACGCGCGGGUGAACCGCAAGGCCCGGAAGCCCCUGGUGGAGAAGAAGCGGCGCGCGCGGAUCAACGAGAGCCUGCAGGAGCUGCGGCUGCUGCUGGCGGGCACCGAGGUGCAGGCCAAGCUGGAGAACGCCGAGGUGCUGGAGCUGACGGUGCGGCGCGUGCAGGGCGCGCUGCGGGGCCGGGCGCGCGGUGAGUGGCUGCAGGACACGCGGGCUGGAGCGCGGGGCGCGUUCGCCCACCUGCCCCUCGCAGGGCUGGAACAGCUGCAGGCGGAAGCCAGUGAACGCUUCGCCGCCGGCUACAUCCAGUGCAUGCAUGAGGUGCACACGUUCGUGUCCACGUGCCAGGCCAUAGACGCCACCGUCGCCGCCGAGCUCCUCAACCACCUGCUGGAGUCCAUGCCACUGCGCGAGGGCAGCAGCUUCCGCGAUCUGCUGGGGGGCGCUCUGGCCGGGCCCCCGGGAGCCCCUAGGCGAAGCAGCUGGCUCACAGGAGGGGCCCCGGGAUCCCCGCUCCCCAGCCCCCCACCCCCUGGGGACGAUCUGUGCUCUGACCUCGAGGAGGCGCCGGAGGCAGAACUGAGCCGAGCACCUGCUGAGGGGCUGGACUUGGUGCCCGCGGCCCUGGGCGGCCUUACCACCGCCCACAUAGCCCAGAGCAUCUGGAGGCCUUGGUGACAAACGCCGGCCAGCCUGAGGCCUGCAGGGGUGGGCCCAGCCUUCCCACCUCUAGCCCCCCCUCCCCGGGCCCGGAUGAGUGGGGGCCGGGUCCUGCAUGCUCGCCCUCCCAGGGGAAGGCUGGUAGGGCGCCCGGUGGCCAGCCCAGCCAGGCCCCUGGCCCUUUUCUUCAGGGAGUACCUUGUAUGGACCUCGUGCCCCACCUCCGGGGGGUUGGAGGGAGGGCA
Molecule: messenger RNA, 974 nt
Organism: Pteronotus mesoamericanus
Lineage: Eukaryota; Metazoa; Chordata; Mammalia; Chiroptera; Mormoopidae
Gene: HES6
Product: hes family bHLH transcription factor 6
Exons: 4
Coding region: 1-747 (248 amino acids)
Biological process (GO): anterior/posterior pattern specification; regulation of transcription by RNA polymerase II; regulation of neurogenesis
Cellular component (GO): nucleus
Molecular function (GO): protein dimerization activity; RNA polymerase II cis-regulatory region sequence-specific DNA binding; DNA-binding transcription factor activity, RNA polymerase II-specific
Source: RefSeq, a predicted model, not a curated record